Molecule: messenger RNA, 1305 nt
Organism: Habropoda laboriosa
Lineage: Eukaryota; Metazoa; Arthropoda; Insecta; Hymenoptera; Apidae
Gene: Fpgs1
Product: folylpolyglutamate synthase, mitochondrial-like
Exons: 2
Coding region: 1-1305 (434 amino acids)
Biological process (GO): tetrahydrofolylpolyglutamate biosynthetic process
Cellular component (GO): mitochondrion; cytoplasm; cytosol
Molecular function (GO): ATP binding; tetrahydrofolylpolyglutamate synthase activity
Source: RefSeq, a predicted model, not a curated record
AUGGAUUGUUUACAAAGAUCUGGUAUUACAUUAGAAAUGUUAAAUACUUUAUCAGUUAUACAUGUGGCAGGUACUAAAGGAAAAGGUUCUGCUUGUGCAUAUACAGAAGCCAUUUUACGUGAACAUGGUUUUAGAACAGGAUUUUUUAGUUCUCCACAUUUGGUUUCUACAAGAGAACGUAUAAGAAUAAAUGGGCAACCAGUAGAUAAAGUACAUUUCAUUCAAUAUUUUUGGAAAAUAUAUAAGAAAUUAGAGGAUACAAAAGAACAUGAAUUUGAUAUGCCUGGAUAUUUUAAUUUUUUGACAAUUCUCAUGUUUGAUAUUUUUUUAAAUGAAGAUAUUGAUGUUGCUAUAAUUGAAACUGGAAUUGGAGGAUUAUAUGAUUGUACAAAUCUUGUAAGAAAUCCUGUAUGUGUAGGUAUAACUAGUUUAGCAUUAGAGCAUACUUCUUUAUUAGGUAAUACUCUUGAAGAUAUAGCUUAUCAGAAAUCUGGUAUUUUUAAACCACAAACUGUAGCAUUUUCUGUUCCACAAUUACCAGAAGCAAUGCAGGUAUUACAUAAAAGAUCAAUUGAAGAAAAUUGUACAUUAUAUGUUGUUCCUCCUUUUCAUGAAUAUAUGUGGGAAAAUGUUUCACCUAUUUUAAAAGUAGCAAAUAAAAUUCAGCAACAAAAUGCUUCUUUAGCUAUUCAGAUGGCUAUUACAUGGAUAAAAUUUAAAAGAGAGAAACAUUCAACUGUUUCAGAAUCUGCUGAAAUAAAUGUAUCUAUGGAUAAGAUUGCAAUAGGUUUGUCUUCAUGUAAAUGGCCAGGUCGAAUGCAAAUUUUAAGAAGUAGUGUUGCUGACUUUUUUUUAGACGGUGCGCAUACAACUGAAAGCAUUGAAAGUGGUAUUUCUUGGUUUAGUGAAGUAAGUAAUAAGAGAGGAAAAAGAUUAUUAAUUUUUAAUACAUCUGGUACCCGAGAUUCAACAAGAUUGUUAUCACCUUUAAAGUCUUUAUGUUUCUAUAAAGCAUACUUUGUGCCAAAUUACGCGGGAGUUAAAACCAUAGAUGAUCAAACGAAUUGUGCGUCAAUAAAUGAAGAAAAGAAAAAAUGUGAAAUUAAUUCUAAAAUAUGGGGAACGAAUUCAAUAGUUGCAAAUAGUGUUUUUGAAGUUUUACAAGACAUAAAAAACAAUGCAAAGCAACGAAGUAAUUCUAAUAACGUAGAAAAAUAUCAAGUAUUUGUUACAGGAUCGUUAUAUUUGAUAGGUGCAGUUCUUGCCAUUUUAGAUCCAAACUUGACGAUGACUACGAAAUUUUAA